AUGCAUCACUACAACCGCACCAAAAUUGUGAUUCGCGUGUUGGGGGCUGGGCAGACGGUGGGUCGGUCGUGCGUAAUCGUGGAGCUGGAGAACCGGCGAGUGAUGUUUGACUGCGGUUCACACCUCGGGUACAAAGACGAGAGGAAGUAUCCCAAUUUUAACAUACUGGUGGGAAAUGACACGGACGCAGUGGAUAGAGAAAAGGGCAUGGGGGAAGGAAACGUGUAUGAGCACCCUCUCAACACAGAGGUGAACAUAACCGUAGUGAACAGCAGCAUCUCGGAAAAGGAAAAGUUAAUAGAAAACUUGAAAAGAAUAAAUGAAAUAAUUGACUGUGUAAUUAUAAGCCAUUUUCAUAUGGAUCACAUAGGAGCAUUGCCCUUCUUCACCGAGAUAUUAAAAUAUAGGGGCACCAUAAUUAUGAGUUAUCCGACAAAGGCACUCAGUCCAGUAUUAUUGCUGGAUGGAUGUCGAGUAGCAGACUUAAAAUGGGAAAGACAAAACUUCGAGAGACAAAUGAAAUUGUUAAACGAAAAAUCCGAUGAGCUGCUAAAUUACAACGUUAGGAGCUUGAAGAAGGACCCAUGGAACAUCAGUGAAGAGGAUAUUUACUCCUGCAUAGGGAAAGUCGUCGGGUUGCAAAUAAAUGAGACAUUCGAAAUGGGGAAUAUGUCUAUUACUCCAUACUAUGCAGGCCAUGUGCUAGGUGCGUGUAUAUUCAAGAUAGAGGUAAACAACUUUAGCGUUAUUUAUACAGGGGAUUAUAACACCGUUCCGGAUAAGCAUCUUGGGAGCACCAAAAUUCCGUCUCUCAAUCCGGAGGUCUUCAUUUCGGAAUCUACGUAUGCUACCUAUGUGAGACCAACGAGAAAGGCCUCCGAAUUGGACCUCUGCAAUUUAGUACAUGAGUGUGUACACAAAGGAGGGAAGGUGCUCAUCCCCGUGUUUGCCAUCGGAAGAGCACAAGAAUUGUCCAUCCUGCUGGACUCCUAUUGGACAAAAAUGAAAAUCAGUUACCCCAUUUAUUUUGGAUAUGGAUUAACAGAAAAUGCCAAUAAGUAUUAUCGGAUUUAUUCUUCAUGGGUGAAUAGUAGUUGUGUUUCCACCGAUAAUAAGAACCUCUUUGACUUUGCGAAUAUCUCCCCGUUUGUGAACACCUACUUGGGUGAGAAUAGGCCGAUGGUUUUGUUUGCCACUCCCGGGAUGCUCCACACAGGAUUAUCUCUAAAGGCUUUUAAAGCAUGGUCUGGGUCAAGCAGAAAUUUAAUAGUCCUUCCAGGCUACUGUGUUCAAGGUACAGUGGGUCACAAGUUAAUUAUGGGAGAAAGGAAAAUAUCGCUUGAUGGGAAUACCUAUAUGAAUGUUGCCUGCAAGAUUAUUUACCUUUCCUUUUCUGCGCACGCUGAUUCGAAUGGAAUUCAGCAACUCAUAAGACACGUGCUGCCACAGAAUGUUCUCUUCGUUCAUGGAGAGAAAAGUGGCAUGGAAAAAUUGUCUAAGCAUAUAUCUUCUCACUAUUUAAUUAACUCCUUGUGUCCUUCCUUGGGUCAGCAUUGUGAGUUCAACUUUUCGAAGGCUAAUAUGAAGCAUGUCUAUGUGCAAGAUGCUCUCUAUGCCGAUAUUCUUCGUAACUUAAGUGAGCAGAAGGAGAAAAGAUCCAUACUAUCCACCAACAAGGCAAGCGGUCUCUACCGGAGUGACGCCACUAAAUUGGCAUCGCGGGAUGACACCUACUCCGUGUCCUUCUCAGCCUAUGCUGUGUGCUACACCAUUCGUGAGAAGCCAUACCUUUUGUUCCUCCCCAGACGGGAGCUCCUGCGCGUGGUGCGGGCCAGGUGUUUCCCCGUCACUCUUCGGCGGGGGGACAGGUGCUUCAGCUCGGACAGGCUCUUCGGUCUGGGCAGUGCACAGAAGGGAGGCGAACAAAAUGGAGACACUGAAGCUGGGGGCAAUGUGUCCAUCGGGGCUGUCGGCUCUCCGGGCGAAGGCCUGGACCCUGGGGACACCCCCACCAAUGAGCACGAGGAGGGAAUACCCUCCGUUGGGACUCUCACUCAGCGAGGCAAGCGGAAGUAUGGCGAGAUGGCAAAAAUGUGGGGUGCGGAAGGAGAAGAGGCAGAAGGGGCAGAACUAGCGGAACAGGCGGAAGACGCAGAAGACUGUAGUUCUCCCCAAGGAAGUCCCCCCAACCGUGUAAGUAAAAAGCUCGCACAGAUUCCCAACGAGUGGGUGGACCCAGCGAGGGGAAGUCCAUGCAGAGUAGAGGUAGAAGGACAAGGAUUUUCAGAAAUCGGAGAAGGUCUUUUUCAGCACGACGGGGAGGAAGAACAGCAGGGGGGACGGCCUCUUAACCUCGCAGAAGGUGCAUCCAUUGCCGCUGCCACCACGUGCGAAGACGCGCUUAAGAAGGGCAACCAAAGCACCCCCAGAGGAACGCGCAACUACGUCAGCGAUGAAGACCAAGUAACCAUGCCACUAAUCAACCUGCGCUUUACGGAAAGCAUCACCAUAAGCUACCACCGAUUUUACAAUUUUGUAAUUUCCUUUUUCAAAGAAAUUGUGGACACGAAGAAUAGGAACAACAUCCGUUUUUUGGGCGAAGGGGUAAUUAUAAAGAAUGUGAAGGAGGGUGAUGGGUAUGUUUUCCUCCUGUCGUUUCUGUCUCUACGGGCCAUUCACGAUGGAGAGAGUAACCUGCUCGUCCAGUGGUCCUACGUGGACGACGCGCCCGAGUCAGCCAUCCAGAAGUUCAUAAACGCGAUUAGGGAGUACGCCGCGGGGGAGGAAGUAGAACCCUCGUAA
Molecule: messenger RNA, 2802 nt
Organism: Plasmodium inui San Antonio 1
Lineage: Eukaryota; Apicomplexa; Aconoidasida; Haemosporida; Plasmodiidae
Exons: 1
Coding region: 1-2802 (933 amino acids)
Biological process (GO): snRNA processing
Cellular component (GO): nucleus
Source: RefSeq, a predicted model, not a curated record